This is a messenger RNA of Vicia faba (fava bean), 1002 nucleotides long. The record is from the annotation of a GenBank genome assembly. Lineage: Eukaryota; Viridiplantae; Streptophyta; Magnoliopsida; Fabales; Fabaceae.
AUGCCUAUCGUUGAAGAGGUCAAUUACAAUCCUAAUUUUGGUGAAAGUAGGGAUGAUAAUUCUCAGCUGUCCACUUUUGUGGAUGCUACUCAAGUUGCUAAUGGUGUUGAAUUUCCUGUUACGGAUGUCAUUUUUCUCAAUAAUUCAUGGGCUAAUUUAGAAGAAUUAAGUGAGGAGCCUAUUCCAAAUGAAGGUGUCUUUACUUCAGUGAUCUCCAAUCUCAAGAAGAAACGAUGUAAGCUUUGGUUAGAUCUCAACAAUAUUCAAUAUUUACAUCCUCUCCCGUGGACUUUUUUCGGAUAUUUCACUACUAUUGAUAUGAGCAUGGUGGAUGAUACCAUCCCAUUGCUGGUUGAUGAUAAUAUGAACGUCAUUCUCAUGAAGUUUCCUUCUUUGGAUAAGAUUUCUUCUGUUGUUUUUGCUUUGAACAAAGAUAGUGUGUCGGGUUUGGACAGUUUCAGGGCUGUUUUUUUAUCAAACCUAUUGGGAUAUCAUCAAGGUGGACAUCUCGAAUGCUGUUUUGGAUUUUUUUCUCAUAGGCGAUCACUUAUUUCCGCUGUUGUUUUGAUUGGCCGAACACGUCUGCUUAGCAGAAGGAUUCUUCAGUUAUUUUCUUCCAAUCAUUUGAACCUUAUCACCAGUCCGAAUAAUAUCAUAGUCCCUUCUCACAUUCUUUACACAAAUGAUGUUUCUAUUUUCUACAAAGAAUUUUCUUACUCCUUUCUUGUAUCUCGGGGGUCCCGUUUUUCAAAGGUAGGGUGGAUUUCGUUGCUUUGUGAUAUUGAAAGGGAAAUGAGAAGGUUUAUUUGGAGUGGUGAAACUUCUAAAAACAAGUUGGUGACUGUGGUGUGGAACAACAUUUGUAAGUCGAUUGUUGAAGGCGGACUUGGUAUUAGAUCUCUCUUCAAUUUAAAUGAAGCCUCAAAUUUGAAGCUUUCUUGGGAGCUUUUCCACUCUUCGGGUAGCUGGGGUUAUUCUCAUUUGGGAACGAGUCUUGCAUAA